GAGGCGCCCCCUGCUGACGCCGCCCUUCAGGGUAACUGCGCAGAGCCCAAUCCCAAGCUGGCCAAAAAUGGGGCAAAUCAGCUGCGCAAAGCUGCAGAGCAACAGGACUGCAACAAAAACACAACUGGGGGCAGUGAGGGUGGAGACAGCCAUGGGGGCGGGGAAAAACCAUGGGGAAGGGCGGGGGCAUUAUCUCUAUGAAGUCAGAGGAUGGGGAGAACCAAGCUCCACCCAGGAGGAGCAAAACUUCCCCAGAUCAUUCCUCCGAGGACCCCGCAGAGGAGGACCCUGCAGAGGAGGAUCCCGCUCUAACGCCGCUACUCCCCCUACCCCCCAAGCUCCCCAGUCCAGAGUGUGCCCCCUUGCUGUCGGAGACCUCCACCUCAUCCAGCCCCGAAGCCAAGAAGGAUCAGCCCAAGACGGGGGCUAAGACAGACUGCGCCCUCAACCGCAUCCAGAACCUGGUGCCCAGUGAGGAGGAUUCCAGCUGGACAACGCUGUCCCACGACAGCGCCUCCCCUGCCUCCCCGGAGGAUCCGGACGUCUGGAGUGAGCAGUCCUUCCAGACAGACCCAGACCUGCCCCCUGGAUGGAAGAAGAUCAACGACAUGGCGGGAAUCUACUACUGGCACAUCCCCACGGGGGCCACGCAGUGGGAGAGACCCGGUGCUAGGCCAGGGUCCCCAUCCCCGCUACCCCCCGGGCGGCAGGACGCCAGCAGGGCCUCCGUCAGCUCCCCCACCCCUUCGUCGAGUUCCGAGAACGAGAAAAAGCCGUGGAGUGAAUUUGCUCUGCUCAGUGGGGGAAAGAUUGAUAGUGAGGUCUGGAAGGACCUGCAGGAGGCGACGGUCCACCCCGACCCAAGCCUGAAGGAGUUCGAAGGCGCCACUUUGCGGUACGCCUCUCUCAAGCUGCGGCAUCCAGCCCCGGCAGAUGAGGAGGACCCACGUGUGGUUAGCAGAAGCCCAGAAGCUAAGAGCUUUGCUGUGCGCUCCCUGGGCUGGGUGGAGAUGGCAGAGGACGACCUGGCACCGGGCAAGAGUAGUGUGGCCGUCAACAACUGCAUCCGACAGCUGUCCUACUGCAAGAAUGACAUCCGGGACACUGUGGGCAUCUGGGGGGAGGGCAAAGACAUGUACCUGGUGCUAGAGAACAACCUGCUGAACCUGAUGGACGCCAUGGACCGCACUGUGCUCCACUCACAGCCCAUCGGCAGCAUCCGCGUCUGGGGCGUGGGCCGAGACAACGGCAGGGACUUCGCAUAUGUGGCGAGAGACAAAGACACUCGGAUACUAAAAUGUCACGUGUUCCGGUGUGAUACCCCCGCCAAGGCCAUCGCCACCAGUCUCCACGAAAUCUGUUCCAAGAUUAUGGCCGAACGCAAAAAUGCCAAAGCUGUGGCCAGCGGGUCCGCCCAGGCGGGAGCCGAUGUUCCUCUCCAAGCAGAGUUCCCCACACCAAAGACGGAGCUGGUGCAGAGGUUCGAGGUGCUGUACCUGGGCAUGAUGCCUGUGGCCAGACCCAUAGGAAUGGACAUCCUCAACGGGGCCAUAGACAGCCUGAUGGCUUCCUCCGGGAAGGAGGGCUGGACGCCCGUCAUCCUGAAUGUGGCCGAUGCCACGGUCACCAUCAUGAAGGAGAAGGAGGACGAGGAGGUGCUGGUGGAGUGCCGCGUGCGAUUCCUCUCCUUCAUGGGCGUCGGCCACGACAUCCACAACUUCGCCUUCAUCAUGGACUCGGGCAGCCGCCACUUUGAAUGCCACGUGUUCUGGUGCGACCCAAACGCGGGCAGCGUGUCAGAGGCCGUGCAGGCGGCAUGCAUGCUUCGCUACCAGAAAUGUUUGGUUGCCCGGCCACCACCGCAGAAGGCCUGCUCGACGGCGCCCCCCCCUGACUCCGUCACCCGGCGUGUGACCACUAGCGUGAAGCGGGGGGUGCUGUCCCUCAUUGACACUUUAAAACAGAAGAAGCCUGUCCCGGAACUGCCUCAGUAGGGGGCAGAAUAACCUCAGGACAGCGACUGAAGGUGAUGACUGUAUUAAUGACGGCAUACAUAAGCGGCAGUGAUUAACUGCAUAACAGGACUUCGGUGACGAAAACCGUCUUGUAUGUGAUGAACCAAAGGGUGCACAUGUAUGGUGUCACCUGCCACCUGUCUGUUCUCGGUAACUCCGCCUUCGCAGCUUCUUCCUGGCCUAUGGGCCUGCCCUUCAGUGUAUGUGGCCACACCCACUCCCAUCUGGCCACACCCACUCCCAUCUGGCCACACCCACCCACCCUUACAUGUCACACGAUGGAAGUGCAUGACCACGUGUUAAAAGGGACUUCAUUUCCGCUUCUCUUAUAUACUGGAUGUCCUGUGUAGCGCAGUCUCUCCUGUCCCUCAUCGUUACCUGACUGAGUCGUACGGCCUUCUGCAGCAUGACGCCGUUGCUUUAAUACGGCGGCGCCUUCACUCCACCAAAGUCGAGACGUCUUCAAACUCUGUCCGUCGGCUUCUCCGCAGCGCACCUCGAGUCUCUCCCUUUGUGACCCCGUAUGUCCUGAGCGGGGUGCAGUGCCUGUUUCGGUUGUGGACGCGUCCCUCGUCGGUCAGGACGCCGGCACAGCGGUGAACACUGAGACGGCCAGCUGGGUUUUCCCCACAUCCAACUGGGGGGGGGAGGAAUCCACACACAUCAGACGUGGCGUCUGUCAGCAUUUUAAUCCGGUGUCUUUUAUUUCGAUCUCACUGGUGUGUCUGGUGUCUUUGAACGGGAAAGACCACUGUGCUGCAUCUUUGGGAGUCUCCCUUCCGUCACGUGCGGCUGUAUCCAAUGUCCGUUAAUAUGAACUGUCACAGGUUUUAUAAAAAAAAAUACACUUGGAGAAACCGUUUCAGUUUUGCCGCCGCGUUAACAAUCCCCAUCUCGUUCACCCCCAUCUUCCCUGGAUGAAAAAUAGGUCAGCGGCAACCAUUUGUGUGAAUAUAUAUAUAUAUAUAUAUGUGUAUAAACAUAUGAUUUUUCCAUACAUUUAUCACUUUAUAAGCCAUUUUUAAUUAUGUAUUUUGUCUCUUUAAAAAGCAUUUGGACACAUUGUUGAACACUUUAUCCUUGCCAAAGUUCACACCCUCAAUGUGCGUGUUGUGUGUGUGUGUGUGUAUAUAUAUAUAUAUAUAUAUAUAUAUAUAUAUAUAUAUAUAUAUAUGGGGGAGGGAAAAAUCGCAUCUGGUUUCAUUUGACUGUGGAUUGGCCAAUUAGGUGUCGUGACACUUAGAUGUUAACGAAUCGUGAUCUAUGCAUUAUUCUUAGCCUUUUCAUUUCUCAAAGGCAGGUGCCUAGCUGUAGCUUGCCUCGCAUGUCCUGGGACAAAAAAAAAAAAAGGUCCAGUUUUUUAAAGAUGUAUUUAUUCGGUUUUAUAUGAAAAUGUCACGUUUUCGCUGUUUAUUCCUGUCUGGCGUUUUGCUCAGCCGUACCGACGAAUUAGCCGGUAGUGAUGAAAGCCUUUGUCUAAAUCUGUAUCGGCCUUCUGAGGAAAACGGACUCAGGGAUAAAACGAAUUUAAAGACGUUUCUGGCCCGAGGAUUCAGGUGGGGUUACGGAAACAGUCCUCGUGGCCAGAAAGGACUGUGGAUAGAAACAAGGGGAAAAAAUACUAUGUGAUAAAACAUAUCAAAACAUUGGUUUGAUGCUCAGAUACUCUCGGGCAGGGGGGGCUUUUCGUCACAUUUGAAGGUUCAUCAUCUGCUUUUUUUGGGGGGCUGGUUACACGCAAAAAAAUGGCCUAAUGUUGAGUCCCCAGGAAGUUUCACUACAGGCAGUGUUAAUUCUGUAAUAUAUUUCUGUUCCAAACAAGAAGUAAAUCUUCGUAUUGUUUGAAACCAGCUGAACCAGCAGUGACAUCAUAUCUUCAGACUGCAGAACAAAGCCACGUUGGACCCUGUACCAGCUGGCUGUACCCGUGACUAAACCUAAGACUUGGCUCCUCCGCGCCCCCUACUGUUCUGAUGUGGUAGUGCGGCUGGCUCACUUCAGAAAGCCCAUGCUACGGACGCACGGUCGCGCAGAGUGGAAAGCGACAGGCAUGUCUGAUGUUCACUAACUUCCCGCUGUCUAAAUGUAACCUGUUGUGAGAAUAAAGUGCAUAUUAAAAACCUCA
This is a messenger RNA of Brienomyrus brachyistius, 4140 nucleotides long. Its product is annotated as amyloid beta precursor protein binding family B member 2-like. NCBI's taxonomy places the organism in Eukaryota, Metazoa, Chordata, Actinopteri, Osteoglossiformes, Mormyridae. Gene Ontology annotation, molecular function: transcription factor binding; amyloid-beta binding. Gene Ontology annotation, biological process: regulation of DNA-templated transcription. The record is from RefSeq and is a predicted model, not a curated record. Gene Ontology annotation, cellular component: cytoplasm; nucleus.